Centrocercus urophasianus (Greater sage-grouse) is the source of this 1643-nucleotide messenger RNA. It is a transcript of the gene DYDC1, whose product is annotated as DPY30 domain containing 1. The record is from RefSeq and is a predicted model, not a curated record. Lineage: Eukaryota; Metazoa; Chordata; Aves; Galliformes; Phasianidae. The coding region runs from base 194 to 637 and encodes 147 amino acids. Gene Ontology annotation, cellular component: Set1C/COMPASS complex. The transcript is spliced from 5 exons.
GCAUUCAGCAUGUGAUGCAGUCAAUACUCCCAAAACUCUUGAUUUGUUUGUUUGUUUGUUUUUUUACCAAUUCUGUUCCCCAGCCUAUUGGGAAAGGCAAUGGGGUGGGUGGAGGAAGGUGAGCAAAUGACUGUGUGGUCUGAAUUCUGCAGUUGGUAACGAAUGGCUGUUGGUUUAUCGUCAGUAGGUGCGAAUGGAGUCUCAAUACCUGAAGAGUUGCCUGGGAGAUUGCUUGAAAAAGGGACUGGCAGAGGUUGUGGAGCGUCAGCCUGCAGACCCCAUAGAGUACCUGGCACACUGGAUUUACAAUUACAAGAGAAAUCUAGAUGAAGAAAAAAAGAGAACGUUGGAAAGGAUUGAACUGGAAAAAGAACAGCAGGCAGCCCUGGAAGAACUUGAAAUGUUAAAAAAAAUGAAGGAAGAAGAGCUGAUGAUACAGCAGAGAUUUGAAGAACAACGAAAGGAACAAGAACGGGAGAAGUUGAAACUGCAGAAUGAAGAAGAGAAAAUGCAGCUGCAGCAGCAGGAUCCCAAGACGACAGCUGAACUUACAGAUAGAGCAGAAGCACCUAAUUUGUCCAGUGCUGAGGAACUAGAUGAGAAUGGACUGUCUGAGGUUCUUCAAAUACAUUUGUGAAUAUAUUUAUGACUAUACCUAGGAUCAAGUUUUCACAAUUAUUUUGAUUUUGCUAAGAGGUAAAUGUGAUGGAACCUUUAAGUCCUACCUAGCCCUAUUUUUUAUAGUUUUCUGGCAACUGAAUAUUAAAAACUGUACGUGAGGCUUCAGGUCUAUUUUGUGUCCUUAAAUGAAUGAAUUGCAAAAUCACAAGUGCAAAUGAAUCAAAGAACCAUAAAAUAGGUUCCCAUUAAGGGAAGGGACCUUAAAAGCCAUCUAGUUUCAACAACUCUGCCACAGAUGCAGGAUCCCAGAUGGGGCCCACAAGGGUGGAGCAGAAAGGAACUAUCACCUCACUCACUCUGGUGACCACUCCUCUUUUGAUGCAGCCCACGAUGCACUUGGCCUUCUGAGCUGCAAACACACACUGCUGACUGCAUCAAGCUUUUCAUCCACCAGAACCCCCAAGUCCUUCUCCCCACGGUAGCUCUCAGUCAGUUCUCCCAGUCUGUACAGAUACCUGAGAUUGCCCCUACUCUGGCUUUAUUGAACCUCAUUAGGUACAUGUUGGCCCACUUCUCACACUUGUCCAGAUCCCUCUGGAUGGCAUCCCUUACUUAUGUUCCAUCGAAUGCACCACUCAGCUUAGUGUCACCUGCUGAUUUGCAGAGAGUGCACUGGAUAGUGCUGUCCUGGUCAUUGAUAAUGAUGAGGAGUGCUGGUCCCAAGAUGGACCUCUGAGGGGCCUCCACCUGGACAGAGACCACCCUCUGCCAAUGACCACCCGACCAAUUGCUUAUCCACUGAACAGUCCACUCAUCCAAACCAUAGCUUUCCCAUUUAGAGGCAGGAAUGUGAUGCAGGACCGUAUCAAAGGCCUUGCAGCAGUUUAGGUGCAUGAAUCUCUACCACCUUUCCCUUAUCCACUGAUCACAGAAAGCCACCAGAUGGGUGAGGCACAAUCUGCCCUUGGAAGUCAUGUUGGCUCAGAUGACCUUCUCUUGUCACACAUCUUCUGCAUCAUCCA